CUUGGUAUUAUCAUGGCUGCCCCUGGCUCAACAAAGCCGCAAAAGCAUUACACUCCACAGUGGGUCUCUCUGGUUGCCGGCGGAGUGGCUGGAGGGGUGGAAGCUGCGUGCACGUACCCCUUCGAAUACGCAAAGACCCGCGUGCAACUCUUGAGGAGCAGCAAAUCGACCCCCUCCAACCCAUUUCAACUCAUAUAUACCGUUGCGCAACGGGAAGGCAUCGGUGCUUUAUAUACCGGAUGUUCUACGCUGAUCAUUGGCACGACGGCCAAGGCCGCUGUGCGAUUUGUUUCAUACGACACCUUUAAGAACUCCCUUUCCGAUGAGCGUGGAUCGCUCUCCCCAGCACGGGGCAUUCUGGCCGGCGUUGUCGCAGGGGCCACAGAAAGUGUUCUGGCCGUAACGCCUACGGAAAGAAUCAAGACAGCACUGAUCGACGAUGCGAAAAACGCCAGGCAGUUCCGAUCGAGUCUCCACGCCACGCAAGUCUUAGUUCGAACCCACGGUUUGGGCGAGCUCUACCGGGGACUUGUGUCCACCACGCUAAAACAGUCAGCAACAUCGGCCGUGAGAAUGGGCACGUACAACAUCCUCAAAGAAAUUGUCAAGGCACACGACAUUCCGCCAACUGUUCUCACUACCUUUUGCAUGGGAGCCGUGGCGGGAGUCGUCACUGUGUACGCGACGCAGCCUUUUGACACGAUCAAGACGCGGGCGCAAGGGGUCCAGGGGGCAGGGCUUGUUGAAGCCGUCCGGAACAUACGGAGUGACUAUGGAAUUCGGGGUUUCUGGAAGGGCAGUUCAAUGCGGCUGGGCAGGCUGCUUCUGAGUGGCGGGAUUGUCUUUUCGGUGUAUGAGAAAAUGACGUUUCUGCUGCAUCCGAGUGUGCGGGUCGAAUGA
Aspergillus neoniger CBS 115656 is the source of this 900-nucleotide messenger RNA. Its product is annotated as mitochondrial carrier. The record is from RefSeq and is a predicted model, not a curated record. NCBI's taxonomy places the organism in Eukaryota, Fungi, Ascomycota, Eurotiomycetes, Eurotiales, Aspergillaceae. Bases 13 to 900 code for a protein of 295 amino acids. The transcript has 5 exons. Gene Ontology annotation, biological process: mitochondrial citrate transmembrane transport.